Messenger RNA from Acaulospora colombiana, 459 nucleotides. Lineage: Eukaryota; Fungi; Glomeromycota; Glomeromycetes; Diversisporales; Acaulosporaceae. The record is from the annotation of a GenBank genome assembly.
AUGCCAAAAAGAAAACAGGUGUUUAACAAUCGCGGUGACAAUGAAGUAUUCCAGGAUGAAUGGGAGGACGUCGUGCUGGCACCAAAGAUCGAAUUGUUACAACACGUCGGGAUAAAUCUUGACGAGUUGCCAAAGAAUGUUUAUGAAUUCAUCAAAUUGAGUCCACACGACAUUCAAUUGUUGGACGAAAAAGACGGAAGAGCCUUUCUACCACCUACUCGGGAUCCCGUUUCCAUCGUGUUGUCCAACUCGGAGUCCUUUCGAGUUUCGUCAUAUACGUCAUAUCCAAUUCAUAAUCAAUACCUGGCCGUAGCAGGUUACAAAUCCAACAUCAACGAACAUCAUCCUAUUGGUCGCAAACAAAAAUCCGAUUUGAAUAACGCGAUACAAUUGUGGAAAGUAGACUGUAGAAUUGAGGAUUUGACCGCGGAAGGGUGCAUCAAUCCAAGACUGGAUAUG